AUGGACGCCGCAGCCGCACAGUUGUCGAAGAAACGCAAGCGAAAACACUCCAAGCCGGGCAAAGACGACACCGCGACUGCUACGGCGACGGAUAUGGCGAAGGAUAUGGUGAAGGAUAUGGCAAAACUACGGACGAAUACGAGUGGUAGUGACGAGAAGCCGCUCAAGAAGAGGAAGGCUGAGAAGGUCAAGGAGGCGAAGAGGGUUAAGGUCGAGAAGCCUGUGGUUGUGGAGGAGGUGGUAGAGGUGGAGGAGCAGGAGAAGGAGGAGGAGGGGGUGCCGGAAAGGAACAAGAUUGAGGAGGAGGAGGAGGAGGAGGAGGAGGAGGAGGAGGAGGAAGAGGAGGAGGAGGAGGAGGACAAGAAUGAUACAGAGGAAGAGAAAGACUCGGCCAGCGACGACGGCGACGGCGGCGCCCCCAUGCACCCCGACCGCAUGCUCGCCAUGACGAUCGAAGACGGCAGCACGAUCGAAAACGGCAACAUUGAGCUCGAGGAGGUAGACCGCGAUGCAACACUCCCCUCUGGCGCACAGUUACACCUUCCGGUGGCCGGACCCGUUCCGCAGCGCUUCGCAGAGCUGAACCUGCACGCCAGCACGCUGCGCGCGAUCGACGAGAUGAAGUUCGAGGCGAUGACGGAGGUGCAGGCGCGGACGAUCCCUCCGUCGCUGGCCGGACGCGAUCUGCUCGGUGCCGCGAAGACCGGUAGUGGAAAGACGCUGGCGUUCUUGAUCCCCGCGGUCGAGAUGCUGAGUGCGCUGCGGUUCAAGCCCAGGAAUGGAACGGGAGUCCUUAUCAUCACCCCUACCCGCGAGUUGGCGCUGCAGAUCUUCGACGUCGCCCAGAAACUCAUGAGCUACCACUCGCAAACGGUCUCCAUCGUCAUCGGCGGUGCCAACCGGCGCACAGAGGCGGACAAGCUCACGAAGGGUGUCAACCUGCUCAUCGGCACUCCCGGACGGCUCCUCGAUCAUCUGCAGAAUACCCCCGGAUUCGUCUUCAAGAAUCUGCGCUGCAUGGUGCUCGACGAGGCGGAUCGGAUAUUGGAGUUUGGUUUCGAGGACGAGAUGAGGCAGAUCAUCAAGCUCAUUCCCUCCGAGAACCGGCAGACGCUCCUGUUCUCGGCGACGCAGACGACAAAGGUCGAGGAUCUAGCGAGGAUUUCGUUGCGGCCGGGGCCGUUGUACAUCAACGUUGACCACGCCAAAGCGAAUUCUACCGUCGAGGGUCUGGAGCAGGGCUAUGUCAUCUGCGAGGCGGACAAACGGUUCUUGCUGCUGUUCUCGUUCCUGAAGCGGUUCCAGAAGAAGAAAAUCAUUGUCUUCUUUUCCAGUUGCGCCAGUGUCAAGUACUACUCGGAGCUGCUCAACUACAUCGAUCUGCCGGUGCUGGAUCUGCACGGAAAGCAGAAGCAACAGAAGCGGACGAACACUUUCUUCGAGUUCAAGAACGCAACUGCGGGCACUCUGAUCUGUACUGAUGUUGCCGCGCGUGGCCUCGAUAUCCAAGGUGUCGAUUGGAUCGUGCAGUUUGACCCUCCGGAUGACCCACGAGACUACAUCCACCGUGUCGGACGGACGGCUCGAGGAGCCAAUGCCAAAGGUCGCUCGCUGAUGUUCCUUCUCCCGAACGAAGUCGGCUUCCUCAAGUACCUCAAGGAGGCAAAGGUGCCUGUGGUCGAGUUUGAGUUCCCGGCGAAGAAGAUUGUCAACGUCCAGAGUCAACUCGAGAAGCUCAUCAGCCAGAACUACUACCUGGCUCAGAGCGCAAAGGAUGGUUACAAAUCUUACCUCCAGGCAUACGCCUCGCACAGUCUCCGCACGGUGUUCGAUGUCAACAAGUUGGAUCUCGUCAAAGUGGCCAAGAGCUUUGGUUUCACGCAUCCUCCGCGGGUGGACAUACAGCUGGGUGCGGGCAUGGCGCGGGACAAGAAGCAACAGGGACGGCGAAACUACGGGCCGAGUAAUGACAAAUUCAAACAGAAGCGGAAAUUCGGGGCUCAGUCAUGA
Messenger RNA from Tricharina praecox, 2010 nucleotides. RefSeq names its product dead box ATP-dependent rna helicase. The record is from RefSeq and is a predicted model, not a curated record. Gene Ontology annotation, biological process: maturation of LSU-rRNA from tricistronic rRNA transcript (SSU-rRNA, 5.8S rRNA, LSU-rRNA). Bases 1 to 2010 code for a protein of 669 amino acids. Lineage: Eukaryota; Fungi; Ascomycota; Pezizomycetes; Pezizales; Pyronemataceae. Gene Ontology annotation, molecular function: ATP binding; RNA helicase activity; nucleic acid binding. The transcript is spliced from 3 exons. Gene Ontology annotation, cellular component: nucleolus.